CCACCACCCUUCUAUCAAACAUCACACCGCCAAUACACCAGCAACUGAAUGUCGAAUGGCUGUUACCGUUCUUUAGUUGAAGGCAAAAUUUUACCUGGAGAGAAAAGGCUGUAUUCAUAUUAUAACUUUUGAGAUGUUUUAUAGCUAGCGUUCAAAUUAUUGUUUUUAUUAUUGUUAGUCAUUGUUUUAUUCACUGAAUCUCGUGUACAUUCUAAAGGAGACCAGAGUUAAGUAUUCCCGCCAUGGCGUCAAGCAAUGUCCAGCUACCAAAAAUGACCGAAGGCUACCUGGGUCCUCAGGCCAAGUUCGAGUCGUACGGUCUCAGCCUCGUCUCCCACGGCCACCCCGUCAUCUACAUGCAAGAUGACCAGCCGGAAGUGGAGAUCAUCCUGGGCACCCAGCCCGGCACGAGAAUCACCAUCAAACUCUUGUCCUACGAGCGGAAACAAGAAUGCACGGAGUACUGUUUAAUCCGCGCCCUGGGUCCCAACUAUCUCUUCCUCAUCCGCCCGCCCCUCCCGGGGUUUUAUAAAUUCCAGAUCUACGCCCUACCCAAAGACGAAGCGGGUCCCCAAAUGCUGGGGGUCUACAACUACUUGAUCUACUGCCCCGGGUCUUUCGGGAACAACCCGUUCCCCAAGCAAUACCCGCCCUGGAAGGACGGAUGUUACCUGUACGAGCCAAUCUCCUUGCCUAAAGGCAUCAGAGAGCCUAUGGUGAGAUUCAAGCUGCUGAUCCCAAAAGCCAGGGACGUACAGGUGAAGGUGGCUGAGGAAUGGAACCCCUUGGAGCAGACCCAGCCAAACCUUUUUGAGGGUCUUGUUGACUUUAGUCAGGGUUAUCCCCCCGGGUCCAAGGCUAAAAUUAACUGUAAAUUCGGUGGUAACAAUUACAGCACCUUAUUGGAGUAUUCUCUUUAAACUGUUUUUUGAAUGUGUUUAAAUGUAUUUAUUUGCUUGGUAACUAUUUCUGAUGACCUCGGUAGUGAAGUAUCUGUUUACUGUGAUGCUAUUCCAAUCAAUCAAUUUUCUUUUUUUUAAAUUUAGUUUAUUUUCUGUUUCUAUUUGAACCAUUGCGUAAAUUAAUAUAAUAACUUAAUAAAUUAUUUUACUGAAUUUAAUAUUAC
Molecule: messenger RNA, 1126 nt
Organism: Physella acuta
Lineage: Eukaryota; Metazoa; Mollusca; Gastropoda; Physidae
Source: RefSeq, a predicted model, not a curated record